This is a messenger RNA of Panicum virgatum (switchgrass), 3601 nucleotides long. Its product is annotated as disease resistance protein RGA4-like. Gene Ontology annotation, molecular function: ADP binding. The record is from RefSeq and is a predicted model, not a curated record. The coding region runs from base 11 to 3331 and encodes 1106 amino acids. Gene Ontology annotation, biological process: defense response to other organism. Lineage: Eukaryota; Viridiplantae; Streptophyta; Magnoliopsida; Poales; Poaceae. The transcript has 2 exons.
CCGGGAGGGGAUGGUGCCUGCCGUCGUGGGCGCCGCGGUGGGCGCCGUGCUGAGCGCCGCGACGCAGAACGUGGCGGAGCGGGUGGCCAAGCUCGUCGACAGGAGAUGCGAGCUGUGGCGCGGUUUCCCCAGCGACAUCGACUUCAUCAGGAGGGAGAUGCUCAUGAUCGCCGGAGCCGAGGAGGAUCACCACCGGUCCGCUGGGAAGGGCGGCGACACCACGAUCAGCGCCGUGAAGCGCGUUUCCAUGGAGGAGAUGCGCGACCUGGCGCGCGACAUCGAGGACUGCCUCGAUCGGGUCCUGCGCCACGCUGCCCAAGGAUCGUCGUCGCCGCUCCUCUGGGCGGUCGCCGGCGGCGGCGGCGGCCCUGCACUUGCGACCGAGGUCAAGCGACUCAAGGAGCGGCUGAGGGCCGCGCAUCAACGGAAGGCCGACUACAACGUCGACGACGACGACGGCGGCUGCCAGCAACUGGUCGCCGCCACCACGAUUACUACUCGGGUCGUCGGACCCGUGGGCAUCGACGAGCCCAAGAGGGAGCUCCUCGAGCUGCUGCUCCGCGGCGUCGAGGGCCGGCGGCCGGAGCAACUCACCGUGAUCUCCAUCGUCGGCUUCAGCGGCUCCGGGAAGACCACGCUCGCGGCGGCACUGUUUGGAUGCCCCGACGUCGUCCGCCAAUUCCCCUGCCGAGCCUGGGUUGUGGCAUCUGAACACAGCAGUAGCAGCAAGGGGUUCCUCGCGGCACUGCUGGAGAAGCUUCGUCCGGGAGACCCAGCCAGUGGCGGCGAUGUCCAGCAGCUCCAGGACGCCAUCACAAACCACCUCAAUACUAAGAGGUACCUCAUUGUAUUAGAUGAUAUUGAGGAGGAACAGUGGGACUGUAUAAAAUCAACCCUCCCGGAAAGGACAGAUAGCAGAAUAAUAGUGACCACAAGAAUUCAAGCACUAGCUGAAGCCUGCUGCAACCAUGGUAGCAAUGGCUAUGUCUACAGCAUGAGAUCUCUUGAUGAGAAGCAUUCAAAGGAGCUGCUGCAAGCUGUACUGAGGAGAGAUUUACCUGGGUAUGAGCAGAGUUCGACACUGAUCGUGAAUAAAUGUGAUGGCCACCCACUCGCUCUUUUUAGCGUGGCCAAUUAUUUGCAGAAGAAAAGUAAGUUCACAGAAACCGACUGCAAAAACUUUUGGAGUGAUCUAGGUUCUCACAUGGCGAAGGAGUAUGCCUUCAGAAAUCUACAACAAGUUCUUCUGAAUAACUACAGAAGCUUGCCUGGCCAUCCUGUCGAUCUCAAGACCUGUUUACUGUAUGUCUGUGUGUUCCCAAAUGGCCAUCCCAUCAGGAAGAGCACUCUGAUGAGGAGAUGGUUAGCCGAAGGAUACAUAAAGGAUGCGGACCCAGGCAAAGCUCUUCUGGUUGCAGAUAGAAGCUUGGAUGAACUAGUAGACCGGAACAUCAUGAAGCCAAUCGACCCAAGCAAGAACGCAAAACUGAAAACGUGCCGAGCUCAUGGCAUCAUGCACGAGUUCAUGCUGCACAUGUCCAUGUCUGCAAAGUUCAUCACAUCUCUUGGUGAUCCACAGAGAAGCAAUUACCGUCACCUCUUUAUGGAUGGACGCCCUGCAACUUCCAGUGGCAGGGUAUCAAACGUGAAUCAUCGUCACACAAGCACUACACAUGGAGGGAGAGGGAAGCCUGACGAUGAGAAACUGCGCGCUCAUUCUCUGACGAUCUGUGGGAGUGCAGGAGAAGCUGUUGUGGAUUUUGCCAACUGUUGUGAGCUGCUUCGAGUCUUGGAUCUGGAAGAGUGCAAGGAUUUGAAGGACGAUCAUUUGGACGGCAUACACAAUCUGUGGCAUCUGAAGUAUCUAAGUCUCGGGGCCGCCAUUAGCCGCCUUCCAAGAAAAAUUGAGAAACUGCAUUGCUUGGAGACACUUGAUAUGAGGAAUGCCAUGGUAGAAAUAAUAUUGCCUGUGGAAGUCUUAAAGCUGCCCUACCUAGCUCACAUAUUGGGAAAGUUCAAGCUUGGGAAGAGGGACUGGAAAAUGAGCGAAUCAUGCAAGUUCUUGCUGAAAGAGAGCAACUUGCAGACUCUAGCAGGAUUUGUGAUAGACAACAACCCUGGUUUUCCCAUGCUAAUGGUUCGUAUGAAGAAGUUGAGAAAUGUUAAGAUCUGGUGCCAUGAAGAUGAUAGUAAUAGUCUAGCUCUAGCUGAACUUUCGACAGGUAUCAAGAAGUUUGUUGAGGAUGAAUUGGACACAAGUAUCGGUGCCCGCUUUCUAUCCCUACAUCUCGGGAAUUCCUCGGUGAACAUCCUGUAUUCUCUGGAGAAUUCGUUUGGCUACCUCAGCUCCCUGAAACUACAUGGGGCACUGAGAGGGCUGACUCAGUUUGCUACAUCGCUAUGUGGUCUCACCGAGUUGUGCCUUUCAUCGACUAAUAGUCUGAUGAGCACUGAGAUACUAAACCUGCGCAAGUUGAUCCACUUGGAGUACCUGAAACUGGUGAGAGUCAGCCUUGGAGGCUUUAUCAUCAGAAGACAGGAUUUCCCAAGACUGCUACGCCUAUGCCUCGUGCAGAGUCCAGCCCUCCCUACAACUGAAGAAGGAUCCUUACGGAAUCUCAUCUCACUUCAGCUUCUCAGUGAAGAUCUAGGUGACGUAUGUGGCAUCGAAACCGGAAGGCAUGAACACCUCCAGGAAGUUGCUCUUGAUUCUAAGAUGAACAAGGAAGCAAAAAGGGUUUGGGAAGAUGCAGCUAAGAAGCACCCAAGGAGGCCAAGGGUUUUGUACCUCAAAAGGGUUGAUCCGCAGGGAAUGGGUUCCAUGGUGAAAUAUGUUGCUGCCAGGGAACCUGAACAUGAGACAGAAUGUUCCGUCAUGCAGGAGAUGAUGAAUGAUCAGGAGUUACCUGCUGCCCAAGAGAACAGAGUUGAGGUCUGUCCGAAUUCUAAAAACUCUAAUGUUUGUGGUCUGAAACAUGGAAAGCGAUUGCAAAGUGCUGGUGUUCAUGGGAAGAUUAAAGAACCCAAUCAUCAGAUUGGCGACAAAGAUGAUGGGGAAGACAAAAACUUUCAUCAGAGACAUAAAAGAUUUUCAGGAUAUCAGAAGGCAGGGGUUGUGAUCAAGGAAACAGCUCUAGACAUCUCUAAGAAUACUGUGACAAACACUGCGAUUAGAGCUGUAGAUAACUGUCGUCAGAUGGGGAAGCGUAAGGUGGAUGAGAUUCCUGAGAAUGCAUAUGAGUGGCAAGAGAGAGAAUUGGCUUUGAAGUUAGGCCCGUUAGCCAACACUAUCGCUUCACCACCAAGCUCAGUGCCAGGAGCCCCGGAAUGAAUAACGGUGGCGGCGGCAUGCCCGGCGGGGUGAGGCGAUGAGCCGUCAGCCAUCGCUGAUGGGGUCUCCGUCGAUCAUCGGGGGCUGGGAUGAAGCUUGGAGUGAAGAUCCAAAUCCAAUUGUUCAAAUACAUUGACAUCUAUCCACCUAACUAAAUGGCAUUCAAGAGAAGUCAUCUUGAUUAUUAUUAAAUUACUCUACUUAUGUUUAUCUUUUAUCAUUGUGACUUCAAGGCAAUACAAGUCCACGCUUCUACUGUUCGUCGUUUAA